CAAAAUUAUACAACAAAAGGCAUAAAUUGAACCCUUAUUUUCGUUGCUUUUUUUUAAAAAAGAAAAAUAUAUACUUGUAAUCUAACUAUCUAGUUAGCAAGCUAUCAGUUAUAUUGUUCACUUUCUUUAAACAGAAGAUACAAAGUGUGAAUGGAGAGCAGUCUGCAUCAACAAGACGCUACUACAACUACUACUACUACUACUAUGAUGGAUAACAACAGUCAUCAUGAUUAUAAUACAGCUACAACAUCACAUCUUCAUCAACUGUUUUUAGAAAACAGUAAUAGUAACGACUUAUUCAAUUUGGAUACCACGAAUCAUACUGGCAAUACUUAUGAAGAUGACUUGAUGUUACGCUCACCCUCGUUAAACCCUACUGCAUCUUUGGUGCUCACCCCAGAAUGGCAUCAGCAACCCUCUUUUUAUUUCAACGCCAAUCAUCCUAAAACGGUAACUUCUAACGUAUCAACCAUCGCAGGCACAGGUACUGGAUCAGUAAGAAUACAAAAUGCAGCACGGUCGGAACGUGGUAUCGCCGGUUUUGUGUCAAAGUUAUAUCAAUGUUUACAGUCGAAUGAUGCUAAUCAGAAGUAUGCUCGGUGGUGUAAACAUGAUGGAAAAGACAUGUUCAUCAUUGACAAUAUACCAGAGUUUACGGAAUUUGUCUUACCGCGACUCUUCAAACAUUGCAAGUUUCCUUCAUUUGUACGUCAGCUUAAUGUAAGUUAAUAUAAUCAAGCCGAAUUGAAACCCUUUGUUUUCAGACUACAAUUAAAUGUGUACUCAUCCCAAUUUCAAUAAUAUUAAUAAUAAUAAUUAAAAAAAAAAAUUCUGUAAAACAGAUUUAUGGUUUUCAAAGAGAUACAGA
This is a messenger RNA of Mycotypha africana, 868 nucleotides long. RefSeq lists its product as uncharacterized. Gene Ontology annotation, molecular function: sequence-specific DNA binding; DNA-binding transcription factor activity. The record is from RefSeq and is a predicted model, not a curated record. The coding region runs from base 151 to 729 and encodes 192 amino acids. The transcript has 3 exons. Gene Ontology annotation, biological process: regulation of DNA-templated transcription. NCBI's taxonomy places the organism in Eukaryota, Fungi, Mucoromycota, Mucoromycetes, Mucorales, Mycotyphaceae.